ACACAACAAAAACGACAAAUAAACAGCCGAGAGAACGUCUUGUAUUUUCGCGAGAUUCGCGGUGGCGGUGGUCCACAGACGACAACUGCCGGUCCAUCCGCUGGUAAUGUGGCAAAUGCUACCCUUGCCGGUGGUAAGAGCACAAGCAAUAACAUGUAUUCCACCCGCCAAUCUGUAAGCACCACGACCGGUGUGCUUAUGGUCGGACCAAAUUUUCGUGUCGGUAAAAAAAUUGGCUGUGGUAACUUUGGCGAAUUGCGUUUAGGAAAAAAUCUUUACAACAAUGAACAUGUAGCAAUAAAAAUGGAGCCUAUGAAGUCAAAGGCUCCGCAACUACACUUAGAGUAUAGGUUUUAUAAGCUAUUAGGAUCACAUGCCGAAAACGCCCCAGAAGGCAUACCACGCAUUUAUCACUUGGGCACUUGUGGUGGCCGUUAUAAUGCCAUGGUUUUAGAGUUAUUGGGAUUAUCAUUAGAAGAUCUCUUCAAUAUUUGCUCCCGUAAAUUUUCACUUAAGACUGUAUUGAUGAUAGCGAAACAACUUCUCCACCGGAUCGAAUAUGUUCAUAGUCGGCACUUAAUUUAUAGGGAUGUAAAACCAGAGAACUUUCUCAUUGGCAGAACAUCAACAAAACGUGAAAAAAUUAUACACAUAAUUGAUUUCGGGUUGGCCAAAGAAUACAUUGAUUUAGACACAAAUAGACAUAUACCAUAUCGGGAGCAUAAAUCCCUAACUGGCACCGCUCGCUAUAUGUCAAUCAACACACAUAUGGGACGCGAGCAGUCGAGGCGUGAUGAUCUGGAGGCUCUGGGUCAUAUGUUCAUGUACUUCUUAAGAGGUUCACUGCCCUGGCAAGGCCUUAAGGCUGAUACACUCAAAGAGAGAUAUCAAAAAAUCGGUGAUACUAAACGUGCAACGCCCAUUGAGGUACUUUGUGAUGGCCACCCCGAAGAGUUUGCAACAUAUUUGCGUUAUGUGCGGCGGUUAGAUUUUUUCGAAACACCGGACUAUGAUUUUCUGCGAAGACUGUUUCAAGACUUAUUCGAACGUAAGGGCUAUACCGAUGAGGGUGAAUUUGACUGGACAGGGAAGACCAUGUCAACGCCCGUCGGAUCUCUGCAAACUGGCCAUGAAGUCAUCAUUUCACCAAAUAAAGAUCGUCAUAAUGUUACGGCUAAGGACGUGUCUUAUUUUGAUUUUAAUGAAAUUGAUAAUGAAAAUGAGGAAUAUAUAAUACUUCAGACAAAUGCCAAAGGAGGUGUUGCUGCGUGGCCGGACGUGCCCAAGCCGGGUGCAACCCUUGGCAAUCUGACACCCGCCGAUCGGCAUGGUUCAGUGCAGGUUGUGAGUUCGACAAAUGGCGAACUGAAUGCGGACGAUCCCACGGCCGGACACUCCAAUACACCCAUCACACAGCAGCCCGAAGUAGAGCUUGUCGACGAAACAAAUGGUUCCUUAUAUUCCAGAUGUUGUUGUUUCUUUAAACGAAAGAAGAAGAAAUCAACUCGCCAAAAAUGACUAGAAGGUGUACAAUGUAGUCCAGAACGCGAGGCAGUCACAUUGCUGCGCGCCACUUCACAUUCAAACUCACGGGAUAGCGUAUUGAAUAAUCCGAGUCAGGAUUACAUACAACAGGCAACGUCGCAGCACACGUUGCGUUAUCCUCCAUCCGCGUCGAUGUUGACGCCAACACCAACUACAAAUACACCGACACUUCCGUUGUAAUUUAUAUAAAUACAGAAAUCCGAAAAUAGAAUGAAAACAAAAAAAAAA
Messenger RNA from Drosophila novamexicana, 1773 nucleotides. It is a transcript of the gene gish, whose product is annotated as casein kinase I. Lineage: Eukaryota; Metazoa; Arthropoda; Insecta; Diptera; Drosophilidae. Gene Ontology annotation, molecular function: protein serine/threonine kinase activity; ATP binding. Gene Ontology annotation, biological process: peptidyl-serine phosphorylation; endocytosis; signal transduction. The transcript is spliced from 12 exons. Bases 154 to 1518 code for a protein of 454 amino acids. Gene Ontology annotation, cellular component: cytoplasm; nucleus; plasma membrane. The record is from RefSeq and is a predicted model, not a curated record.